AACUUCUCUUAUUCAUAAACCACUCUUCUAAAACCCUUGCCAUGGCUAAAGUUUUUCUUCUUUUAUCCAUUUUGGCCUUUUUGGCUUUCUCUCAACUUGCUUUUGUUUCUUGUAGAAAAGCGGAAACCAGCCAUGGUUUAGAUGGAUUCACUCUUGAUCUUAUUCAUCGAGAUUCUCCCCUUUCUCCCUACUACAACCCUUCUAUCACCCAUUCUCAACGCCUUCGUGAUGCCUCCCACCGAUCUUUUUCCCGAGCAUCUUUCCUCAGGAAAGCCUCUGUCCAUUGCACCACACCUUCCAAUGGCAGUAUUCAAUCAAACAUCAUUCCGGUUCCUGGAGAAUAUUUAAUGAAAAUUGCCAUCGGUAUGCCCCCAAGGGAAACCUUUGCAAUUGCUGACACUGGCAGUGACUUGACAUGGAUACAAUGCAAGCCUUGUACUGAAUGUUUUAACCAAAGCUUACCCCUUUUCGAUACUCGAAAAAGCUCAACUUAUAAAACCGUUGGUUGCCACUCUAAGGCAUGUCAAAAUGUGGGAGGUGCUUCUUGUGUUAGAAAAGAUGUUUGUGAAUAUGAGAUGCGUUAUGGUGAUAGUUCUCAUAGUAUUGGUGAUGUUGCUUCUGAAACCUUCACAUUUGCAUCAACAACAACAUCCAAAGCCAAAAAGGUCCAUAAUAUUUCAAUCCCAAAUGUUGUUUUUGGUUGUGGACAUGAUAAUGGAGGCACUUUCAACAAUCGUACUAGUGGGAUUGUUGGAUUAGGAGGUUCAAAAAUCUCCAUUAUUAAGCAACUUGACAAGCAAAUUAAAGGGAGAUUCUCUUAUUGUUUAAUCCCACUUAAUUUAUCAUCUUCUUCUCAUCCCAAUUCUACAAGUAAAAUUCAUUUUGGUCGUAAGGCAGUUGUGUCGGGGCCUAAAGUUGUUACAACUCCCAUAAUUCGAAAGGGCCCCGAGACGUUCUACCUUCUAAAUCUCGAAAGUGUUAGCGUUGGAGAAAAGAAGUUGGAGUUCGAGUCACCAAAACCGAGUUCUUCUGCCGGUAAUGAAAAUUUGGGAAAUAUUAUAAUUGAUUCUGGCACAACAUUGACAUUUCUUCCUGAAAAAUUAUACAAUAAAUUGGAAUCAACGUUGGUGAAAACGAUUAAAGAGACGAGGAAAGAAGAUCCCUUAGAAGAGUUUGGCCUGUGUUAUGACUCGGAAAAACAUGCGGUCAACCCUCCUAAGAUUGUAUUCCAUUUCACAGAUGCUGAUAUUGAGUUGUUACCUGAGAAUACAUUUGCAGAAGUUGAUGAAGGUUUGACUUGUUUGACAAUUAUUAGUGCAGGUCUAAAUGGUGCUAUUUAUGGAAACUUGGCACAGGCAAAUUUUCAUAUAGGAUAUGAUCUUGUGAAUCGCAAAAUCUCUUUCUUGCCUACUGAUUGUACCAAGCAUUGA
This is a messenger RNA of Capsicum annuum, 1430 nucleotides long. RefSeq names its product aspartic proteinase CDR1. The record is from RefSeq and is a predicted model, not a curated record. Gene Ontology annotation, cellular component: extracellular region. Bases 42 to 1430 code for a protein of 462 amino acids. Lineage: Eukaryota; Viridiplantae; Streptophyta; Magnoliopsida; Solanales; Solanaceae. The transcript has 2 exons.